This is a messenger RNA of Nymphaea colorata (pocket water lily), 996 nucleotides long. Its product is annotated as L-type lectin-domain containing receptor kinase VIII.1-like. Bases 1 to 996 code for a protein of 331 amino acids. The record is from RefSeq and is a predicted model, not a curated record. Gene Ontology annotation, biological process: protein phosphorylation. NCBI's taxonomy places the organism in Eukaryota, Viridiplantae, Streptophyta, Magnoliopsida, Nymphaeales, Nymphaeaceae. The transcript has 2 exons. Gene Ontology annotation, molecular function: protein kinase activity; ATP binding.
AUGGCCGCCCACCUCCGGGAGUACGCAUUCGUCCGAUUCUCUGCGUCCACCCAGGGCAGCACCGAAACCCAUACAAUCCAGUGGUGGAGCUUUACUUCCUCCCUCCCGUCUUCCUUAUCCUCCUCUUCCCCCUCCCCUUCUUCCUCUUCGCAGCCGCCACCCCCUCCCCCUCCACCGCCAACGAAUAUUUUCCAGGGACAGGGCCCACCUGCUAGUAGCAGCGGCAAACGAGCCUCUUCUUCUCCGUGCCACAACCGCCUCUGCAAGUCCGAUCCGGGAGCCGUCGCUGGGGCCGUUACUGCCGGCGCGUUAGUGCUGGUCGCCUGCGCAGGCCUCAUCAUCUGCUUUCGCUUCCGGGGCGUCCGAUUGCGGCGCGCCGAUGGCCUGCUUGAGAUACCGGCGUCGGAGAUGGUCAGGGCACCUCGUGAAUUCAGCUACCGGACGCUGAAAUCGGCGACGAGGAACUUCGAUUGCAGCCGGAUAAUCGGGCACGGCGCAUUCGGCACUGUCUACAAGGGGGUGAUCGCGGAGACAGGGGCCGUGGUGGCGGUGAAGAGGUGUAGUAAUGAGAGCGGCGGGCAGGGGAAGGCAGAGUUCCUAUCCGAGUUGUCCAUCAUCGGUGCCCUCCGCCACCGGAACCUUGUCCAACUUCUGGGAUGGUGCCACCAGAAAGGGAGACUGGUGGGGUCGGUAGGCUGGGCCGUAUCAGAGAUCCUCCUGGUCUACGAAUUCAUGCCCAACGGCAGCCUCGACAAGGCCCUCUUCCUCCCGGCGCCGGUGCUUCCCUGGCGACACCGCCGCCGGAUACUCGCCGGCGUCGCCAGUCACGACAGUGGUGGUGGAGGUCGCCGGCUGGAGAGCGAGCAGCGGUGGUGGUGGAGAGCGCCGGCGGAAGAGCGAGCGGUUGUGGUGGUGGAGGGCUGGAAGCGCGGGAGCGCGGGAGAGGCAAGAGACGGAAACGGAAGCUUCUGGACGACGACGAUCAACGGCAACUAA